Molecule: messenger RNA, 294 nt
Organism: Punctularia strigosozonata HHB-11173 SS5
Lineage: Eukaryota; Fungi; Basidiomycota; Agaricomycetes; Corticiales; Punctulariaceae
Exons: 3
Source: RefSeq, a predicted model, not a curated record
AUGGCCUCGGACCUCGAGCGCUACAUCAGCGACAAUGCUCUCGAGUUCUUCGGACUCGCCGACAAGAGCAUAGUCGACUAUGUCAUCGCGUCUGCAUCGUCUUCAAAGUCGGCUGAAGCUCUCUUUGCCGCACUCAACGCCUCCGGCUUACCCGACACACCAUCCUCGCACGCCUUCGUCUCGGAGGUUUACUCCCGCGUCCCUCGCAAGCACAAGCACAAACACAAGUCCUCCGCCGCGAAAGACACCCCCUCCCUCCAACCCCAAAAGUACUCCUUCGUGCUCGACGACGAC